AUGCGACGCCCGCAUGCCCGCAACCGGGUCGAUUCAAAUACCAACGACCAGCAGAAAAUGGAUCCUGCUAUCAAAUUCCAUACUCGAACCAUCUCAACCCGAUCCACCAAAUCUAAACACACCAAAUCCAAGCUAGCUAUUGUCAUAACCCUAAUCGGCCUCUUAUCUUGCUAUUACCUCCUUAAAUCAAAAACGAAACCGUUUUCUAAAAAAUACGGUAUCAUAAUCGACGGAGGGAGUACGGGUACCCGGAUUCAUGUUUUCGGGUACCGAAUUGAGAGCGGAGGAAAAGUUGUGUUUGACUUUGAAGAAGGGGUAAUGAAGGUGAAUCCUGGGUUAUCGGCGUAUGCGGAGGAUCCGGAAGGGGCAGGCGGGUCAGUGGAGGAAUUGGUGGAGUUUGGGAAAAGGAGAGUGCCUAGAGAAUUGUGGGGAGAGACUGAGGUUUGGUUAAUGGCGACUGCCGGAAUGCGGUUGCUUGAUUCCGAGGUACAAGAUCGGAUUUUGGAUGCGUGUAGACGGGUUUUGAGGAAGUCUGGGUUUAAGUUUCAGGAUAGUUGGGCUUCUGUUAUUACUGGGUCGGACGAGGGGUUAUAUGCUUGGGUUAUUGCGAAUUAUGCAUUGGGUGCUCUUGGUGGUGAUCCUUUGGAAACUACUGGGAUUAUUGAACUUGGUGGGGCUUCUGCUCAGGUGACAUUUGUUUCAACUGAGCCAGUGCCUCCUGAGUUCUCACGUACUAUUAAGUUUGGGAAUUUUACUUACAAUAUCUAUAGCCAUAGCUUUCUUCAUUUUGGACAGAAUGCUGCAUUUGAAGCAUUGAGGGAAUCUCUUGUCUCAGGAAACCAUCAUUCGGCUGCUGAAUCUCUUGAAAAGGGAAUAGUUAUGGAUCCUUGUACUCCCAAGGGAUACUCACAUGAUGUGGAGUCUUGGAAGCUCUCCCCAGGUUCUUUGACUGAAAAGAACAGAUUUGCAUCCACUCUUCAUUCUAGGGGCAACUUUUCUGAGUGCAGAUCAGCUGCACUAACACUGUUACACAAGGGAAAAGAGAGAUGUUCCUAUCAGGAUUGCCACAUAGGAUCAACAUUCAUACCUAAGCUUCAGGGGAAGUUCUUGGCCACUGAAAAUUUCUUCCAUACAUCAAAGUUCUUUGGACUGGGUCAAAGGGCGUUUCUUUCCAAUCUCAUAGUAGCUGGAGAACAGUUUUGUGGAGAGGAUUGGUCCAGGUUGAAAAAGAAACACCAGUCAUUCAAAGAUGAGGAUCUAGUGCACUAUUGCUUCUCCUCAGCAUAUAUUGUUGCCCUGCUUCAUGACAGCCUUGGUAUUGCACUUGAUGACCAAAGGUAA
Dovyalis caffra is the source of this 1341-nucleotide messenger RNA. Lineage: Eukaryota; Viridiplantae; Streptophyta; Magnoliopsida; Malpighiales; Salicaceae. The record is from the annotation of a GenBank genome assembly.